CGAAAUUCGAGCGUCAAAACAAAACUUCUACGUGGCACGGCGUUUCUCCUUUUGUCGUUUGUGUUCAGUUUUAGGUCCAAAAGCUUUUGUUGAAUAAUUACAAGUUAGCAAGAAAGGGAACUUGUAAGUCCGCCACGUAUUACAGAUGUUUGGUGUUCAUUUAAAAUUAUUGGCAGUUUUGAUGGUGAUUCUUAUUCUACAAGAACCAAAUGUCUUUCAAAGUUGCGAGGCGAGCGACACAUCUCUGCGGGAUUUGCGUGGAAACAGGGGCACGUGGUGGAGGAGGCGGUGUUCGGACGGCGGCGACGACGACGGCUACGACGACGAUGACGACGACGACGACGAAAACGACUCGCCUGGAGGGAGGGGGAGGCGGAGGGGAGCAGGAGGAGGAGGAGGAGGAGGAGGAGGCGGCGGCGGCGGCGGCGGCGAAGACGACCCACUGACCGAGGAAAGGUGGAAGGCCCAGGGGGCGGGGCCGAGGAACCUUUCCGACACCAGCGAGCCCUACAGGAGCGGCUCCGCGACGCGCCCUCAGCGCCGCCAGGACUUCACUCCGCCACCAUUGCUAGCAAACGUCCUUCUCCUCUCCUCGUUCUCCUCCCUUCAGCGCCACCAUUCUUCGACGUCGCCCCUGUCCCCGCCGUCGUUGUCUUCGUCGUCGCCGUCCUCUGCGACAGGGGGUCUCGCCUCCACGCCCAGAAGUUGGGGACUUCUGGUAGAGGUUGAGCAGACAUCUUUUCCUCUCACUUGGAGGGCCUCGGGCAUCGUGUCUGCGACUCCGCCCCUUUGCCAGAGGAGCCCAGUCAUCUCUCCUCGUUCUCUUUCGUCCUCGAGCUCGUGUAUUGUCGGAGGGACGCCCUUGGUCGCCGACGACUCCUGA
Penaeus indicus is the source of this 883-nucleotide messenger RNA. Its product is annotated as zinc finger X-linked protein ZXDB-like. Lineage: Eukaryota; Metazoa; Arthropoda; Malacostraca; Decapoda; Penaeidae. The transcript has 5 exons. Bases 146 to 883 code for a protein of 245 amino acids. The record is from RefSeq and is a predicted model, not a curated record.